Impatiens glandulifera is the source of this 1771-nucleotide messenger RNA. Its product is annotated as probable CoA ligase CCL7. Lineage: Eukaryota; Viridiplantae; Streptophyta; Magnoliopsida; Ericales; Balsaminaceae. The record is from RefSeq and is a predicted model, not a curated record. The coding region runs from base 47 to 1666 and encodes 539 amino acids. The transcript has 6 exons. Gene Ontology annotation, molecular function: CoA-ligase activity.
CUCUUAUAUUAUCGAACACUGAUCUCUUCUAGAGUUAGUAACGAAAAUGGAGAAAUCUGGAUAUGGAAGAGACGGGAUAUUCCGGUCAUUGAGGCCGCCUUUCUCUCUUCCCAGAGACCCAAACCUUUCUCUUACCUCCUAUCUCUUCAGGAAUGCUUCCUCUUUCCCGGAUAAACCCGCUCUCAUAGAUUCCGAUACCGGCGAAAUCCUCACUUUUUCACAGUUCAAGUCGGCCGUCGCCAAGGUCGCUCAUGGAUUACUCCGCCUUGGAAUUAGGAAAAAGGAUGUAGUACUUAUCUUAUCCCCCAAUUCAAUCCAGUACCCUAUCUCCUUCUUUGGGAUCACUGCCAUUGGCGCCAUCGCCACUACUGUCAAUCCUAUCUACACUACCUCUGAGAUAUCUAAACAGAUAAAGGAUUGCAGCCCAAAGCUAAUCAUCACCAUCCCUGAACUGUGGGAUAAGGUAGAAGGGUUUGAUCUACCUGUUGUUUUCCUGGGCUCGGACGAUUUUAAGCCGAACUCGAGGUCUACCAAUUUCAAGGAUUUAGUUAACAGCUCCGGACAAGUUUCGAACCUUCCCGAGGUUUCAAUUCGAUCGGACGAAACAGCAUGUCUUUUGUACUCGUCCGGCACGACAGGGACAAGCAAAGGAGUGAUGCUAUCACACAAGAAUUUCAUCUCAUCGGCGUUGAUGGUUACGUCUGAUCAGGAAUUGAUCGGAGAAACCCACAAUGUGUACUUAUGUUUUCUUCCUAUGUUUCACGUAUUCGGUCUUGCGGUGAUUAUGUACUCGCAACUGCAGAGAGGUAACGCGAUCGUGGCUAUGAAGAAAUUCGAUCUGGAGAUGGUUUUGAAGACGGUGGAGAAGUAUAAGGUGACGAAUAUGUGGGUGGUGCCGCCAGUUCUGCUGGCUAUGGCCAAGAGCAGUGUAAUUAAGAAAUACGAUUUAUCUUCGUUGAGGCAGAUUGGAUCUGGUGCCGCUCCUCUUGGGAAGGAUUUAAUGGAGGAUUGCAGCAAGAUACUCCCUCAGGCUCGUGUUAUGCAGGGGUACGGAAUGACUGAAACUUGUGGAAUUGUUAGUGUUGAGCAUCUAUUGGUUGGUCCAAAGCAUUCUGGAUCUGCUGGAAUCCUAGCUCCAGGGGUGGAGGCCAAAAUAGUUGAAGUUGAUGAUUCAAAGGCUCUGCCUCCAAAUGAAAGGGGGGAGAUAUGGGUCAGAGGAUCCAACAUGAUGCAAGGUUACUUCAACAACCCACAAGCCACCAAAUCAACCAUUGAUAAGCAAGGUUGGGUACACACAGGAGAUGUGGGCUACUUUGAUGAGAAUGGUCAUUUGUUUGUUGUUGAUAGGAUUAAAGAACUAAUCAAGGUCAAAGGUUUUCAGGUUGCUCCUGCAGAGCUUGAAGGGAUUCUAACUACUCACCCUGAGAUACUAGAUGCUGCUGUCGUACCGUUAGAUGAUGCUGUAUCAGGAGAGGUCCCAAUUGGGUUUGUUGUCCUUUCACCAAACAGUUCGCUGACAGAAGAUGAAAUAAAGAAGUUCAUAUCAGAUCAGGUGGCUCCAUUCAAAAGAUUGCACAAGGUAAAGUUUAUAGGUAGUAUUCCAAAGUCUGCUGCUGGGAAGAUCUUGAGAAGAGUUCUCAGAGAGCAAUUGCAGUCCAAGCUGUAAGCCCCACUCUUCAAAUUAGGUGGUGAUGUCUCUGUUUUUAUAAUCUUAAUGGAUGGGAUGAUAAAAUCAAAUUAAUAAUUUGUUCUCUGAUAAUAAAUAGUUCAU